Molecule: messenger RNA, 3744 nt
Organism: Cryphonectria parasitica EP155
Lineage: Eukaryota; Fungi; Ascomycota; Sordariomycetes; Diaporthales; Cryphonectriaceae
Gene: Sad1
Product: Sad1 RNA-dependent RNA polymerase
Exons: 2
Biological process (GO): siRNA processing
Cellular component (GO): nuclear RNA-directed RNA polymerase complex
Molecular function (GO): RNA-directed RNA polymerase activity
Source: RefSeq, a predicted model, not a curated record
UUAUCUGGUGCAAACAUGUGGGACAUCACCAGCAUCACAAUUAGGCUUAAUCGCCUUCCGCCUGAUAUUACUACUCGAGACAUUCAUCUUUCCCUGGUCAGAUACAAUCUCUUCCUUACAAGGAUCGAAAUCUUCGAGAAUGAUGACGGUCAGAGUGUCGGCAGCGCCAACGUCACCAUUGACCCGCCUCCAAACAUGUGGCCGCCCUGGCCUGGACCUGCUGAGUCCUUGGAUAUCUACAAGGCGGACGGCUCCUCUGUUCGCGUCCCUGUACAGGUCCAACGCGUCAACCGGUACGAUGAUUGGAUCAAGACUCCGCUGGGCAAAGAUGUACCACGCCAGAUCAACCUCCCCACCGACCAACUGCUCCUAUGUAUGAUGGCCAAGGAGGACACCAUGCUGAAGAUGCCUCAGAAUGAGUACCAAACUGUGCGCAUGGCUGUCCAGUUCUUCCGACGCUACAUCGAGAUCUCGUUCAGGCUUGACAUUUGGGGCAAGACGGGCCCGCAAAACCUCAAGAUCCCUAUCAAGUUCAGUCACAUCAAGAAAAUUGUCCGUAUCAAGCAAGACGAUGGCACUUGGGCCCUGCUCAUACAGCUGCCCAGCCCUCCCGAGAUUUUCAGCAGACCAGACAGCGUCGCCUACUCUCACGACGACCAAUUGUCAGUAUGGCAGGAACGGGACACCUGGAUGCGCCAGCUCGAAAUCACAAACCAGAUCGCGCACGCCACCCAGCCCUGUGCCAGCACAGCGCCAGCCAAGCUGCACAAAGAAUACCGGACCGUUGAUGUUGGCCGUUGGACCAACUACUUCCUACGCCUGCCGACCAAUCUCGAAGAUUUGUGGAUGCGCUGUGAACGACACCUCACAGAUUACAACGUCAAGAUUGAGGAAGGCCACGGAUUUACCAUGGUGGAACCUGGCCAGACCACCGCCUGGACACUUCUCGACAGUUCAGCGCCACGAACGACUAUGGAGUGGCUCAAUAUGAGCCGUGUCCACCUUCCCUUCGAGGUUCGAUACCAACUAGAGGCCUGCAUCUCUCAGGGUCUACUUAAUGAGUAUAAUAUCGACGCGGAAUUUCUCGCGAAACUCAACAGCUUCGACAUCGAUCGGGCUCGUAUGAUGCUGGAAGGCAUUGCUGACCACAACGUCCCUUAUUACAAGCCCAUAAGCAUGUUCGAGGACCCCAAGAUCCUCUAUUACUGGCCUACUGCUAAGGUCCCAGCUCAUGCAGCCAUGGUCCGCAAGGCUGUCGUCACUCCUACAGCCAUCUACUUCAAGACUCCUUCGGUGGAGCUCACCAAUCGAAUCCUCCGCCAAUACUCCGACCUAACUGACCGAUUCUUGCGAGUUCAAUUCACGGAUGAGCUGACCUUCGGCAAGAUCUGGUCUGACCAGGGCUCUAGCAAGUCGGAUGAGUUAUAUACUCGUGUCUUAAGGGUUCUCCUGAAUGGUAUCGUCAUUGGCGACCGUCAUUACAAGGUUCUCGCUUGGAGCAACUCUCAGUUCCGAGAGCAUGGGGCUUUCUUCUUUUGCGCCACUGACCACGUCACCUGCGAGAGCAUCCGAGAGUGGAUGGGUGAUCUCAAACACAUCCGCUCGGUCGGGAAAUUCGCAGCACGGAUGGGACAGUGUUUCACUACCACUCGCCAAGUGAGUGGUAUCAGUGUCCCCAAGAUUGUCCCAGUCAGCGAUAUUGAACGUCAGAAAGAUGGCAAACUCUGGAACUUCACCGACGGAAUUGGCAAGAUCUCCAUGUUCAACGCAAGAAUGGUCGCUCUUGAGCAGGACCUGGUCGAUGUGCCCUCGUGCUUUCAAGUGCGAAUGGGAGGCUGCAAGGGCGUGCUCGUGGUCUGGCCCGAUGUUCCUCCCAAAGAGGUUCACAUACGUCCCUCGCAGCAGAAAUUCCUAGCACCCUACAACGGUCUGGAGAUCAUCAAGGUCUCUAAGUUCUCCCAGGCCACGCUCAACACGCAGAUCAUUCCUAUCUUGAAUUGCCUUGGUGUCCAGGAUAAGGUCUUCCUGGAGCUUCUCGAAGAGGAGCUGAAAGAAUACGAAGAGGCCCUGACUUCCGCAACCAAGGCUUCCGGCCUUCUGCAGCAGCGGGUCGACGAGAAUCAAAUCACAUUGGUCAUAUCCGAGAUGGUCAAGGUCUUCAUGGACAGCAACGAGCCAUUUCUAUGGACUCUGCUCCGUCUCUGGAGGUGCUGGGCUCUCCAACGCCUGAAACAGAAAGCCGCAAUCGGUGUCAGCAAGAGUGCGUUCUUGUACGGCUGUGUUGACGAGCUUGGGGUCCUCAGAGGUCAUUCGAAGGAUACUGAGGGCCGUGGAAAGAGGGACGAGCACUCUCUACCACAAAUAUUCCUUCAGGUCCCAAAGGAAGGCUCUGAUCCCAACAACGAUACCAACUAUAGGGUCGUGGAGGGACUUUGCGUCGUUGGACGCAACCCGUCCCUCCACCCUGGCGACAUCCGAGUCGUCCAGGCCAUCGAUGCUCCUGGACUACGCCACCUCAAGAACGUCGUUGUGUUUCCCCAGCGAGGUGAUCGAGACAUACCUAGCAUGUGCUCUGGCGGCGAUCUUGACGGCGAUGACUUCUUCGUCAUCUGGGACCAGCGACUGCUGCCCAAGGAGUGGAACUUCCCGCCCAUGGACCACGAUACCGAGUCUGCUACGCCGGGAUUGGACGGUUCUCAGGACAUUACGAUCAAUCAAAUGUGUGCAUUCUACGCGCAGUACAUGAAAAACGACUCUCUGGGACUCAUAGCCACUGCGCACAAGGCCUGGGCGGACAAAAUCGGCCCCAAGCACCCAAAGUGCCUUGAGCUUGCCAAAUUCCAUUCGCUGGCUGUUGACUAUGUCAAAUCAGGAACACCGGCGGUCAUGCAUAGGUCUCUCAAUCCCAAGAGUUUCCCGCAUUUCAUGGAACGCGAGCGAAAUUCGUACAAGUCCAACAGGCCUCUCGGCCGUAUCUACGAUCGGGUCAACAUCGAGGUGUUCAGCCCAGCAUACGAGAUGGAAUUUGAUGAGCGGAUCUUGUCGCGCUUCCAGCACUCGGACGAGGAGCUUGAAAAGGCUGGCAAGGUCAAGGCCAAAUAUGAUGUCGCCAUGCUCCGGCUCAUGGGCCAACAUGAGAGACCUAUCAGCGAAUUCGAGGUUUGGUCGACCUUUGUUCUCUCUCGGCCCCGUGUUGGCAACGAUUAUAAGCUACAAGAGGUGAUUGGUCGUGAAGUCUCUGCCCUGAAGGAGCGGUUCCGCGUUGCUUGUGUGGAAGCCGUGACUGGUGUUGAUCAUAAGUCGGCCAUCUUCUCCCACUCCGACAUAGACCUCGAGAAUCUUGACCGCUUUGUGGCGGCCAUGUACAAGGUGACUUAUAACGAGGUUCAGGCCACACUGGCGAGACGUUCGAUGCCUGUGCUCAACGAGGAGGGCCAAGGAGUCACCGGCGGCCAAGGUCCCGACUCGCAUAUGCCCCUCAUCAGCUUUCCUUGGCUGUUCCAUCGGGAGCUGGCCAGGAUUGCGACCGGUGGACAGCCAGUCACACGCAAGUGGUUCGGCACCAGCGGCGAUGCUGAGAAAGCCCAGAAGAGCGUUCACGAGGACAUAAAGGAUGAGCAGGGAACCGGAACCGGUGAGCAAAAGGUUACGGACAAGAAGCAGGGAGCUGAAGAUGAGCACGUUGCCCGCACUGUGAGUGGAAAGAUCUUACACCGCGGCGACAUCCUCGACCUUUUUGACGAA